AUGUCUAAUAACCAAGUUGAAUGCAGUUGCUCAGUAUGCUCUCCAAAUGGCAGAUACUCUGUUAUGGUCUCUUCCCAGACACGCUGUACAAAUUUUGCAGAUGAUGUACAAAGAAAUUUCCAAAGACAAUCUUUAUUACCUACAGAAGCAGUAGACAUGAUGAAUGACAAUGCUAAUGAUAUAGAGAUUGAUGCCAAGACAAAUAUUUCUGAAGAUCUUGAAUAUAAUUAUAUUUUUUUGGCAAGUUUUAUAGACUCUUAUAAUUCUAAUUAUUUAACUCUUUCUACUAUAGCUGUUCAUGACUUACCUGGCUCUAACAAUGAGGAUUUGUCUAACUCUUACGAAUUCAAUAACAAAUCUGAAAACAUUGAAGAUUAG
Messenger RNA from Phycomyces blakesleeanus NRRL 1555(-), 378 nucleotides. RefSeq lists its product as hypothetical. The transcript has 2 exons. The record is from RefSeq and is a predicted model, not a curated record. The coding region runs from base 1 to 378 and encodes 125 amino acids. NCBI's taxonomy places the organism in Eukaryota, Fungi, Mucoromycota, Mucoromycetes, Mucorales, Phycomycetaceae.